This is a messenger RNA of Nicotiana tabacum (common tobacco), 2640 nucleotides long. Lineage: Eukaryota; Viridiplantae; Streptophyta; Magnoliopsida; Solanales; Solanaceae. The record is from RefSeq and is a predicted model, not a curated record.
GGCACCUAACUUUUAUCAUUGUAGGUUGCUGGGAUUCGUUUUAUGUGGGAAAAUAUUAUUCAAUCUAUCAGGAAAGUCAAGUCUGGAGAUAAAGGCCUUGGUUGCAUCCUAGCUCAUACUAUGGGUCUAGGCAAAACAUUUCAGGUGAUUUCUUUCUUGUAUGCCGCUAUGAGAAGUGUGGAUUUAGGAUUGAGAACUGCUCUCAUAGUCACGCCUGUAAGUGUUCUGCAUAACUGGCGGCAGGAAUUUAUAAAAUGGAGACCAUCAGAAUUGAAGCCUCUCCGUGUCUUUAUGCUUGAAGAUGUUCCAAGGGAGAGAAGGGCCGAGUUACUAAAAAAAUGGACAUUAAAAGGUGGUGUAUUCUUAAUUGGCUAUACUGCUUUCAGAAAUUUGUCAUUUGGGAAGCAUAUAAAGGAUCGUCACGUGGCCAGAGAAAUUUGUCAAGUCCUUCAGGAUGGGCCUGAUAUACUUGUUUGUGAUGAGGCUCAUAUUAUCAAGAAUACCAGAGCUGAUGUAACUCAAGCCUUGAAACAAGUCAAGUGCCAGAGAAGGAUUGCAUUAACUGGAUCUCCUCUUCAAAACAAUUUGAUGGAGUACUACUGUAUGGUUGAUUUUGUAAGAGAAGGAUUUCUUGGCAGCAGUCAUGAAUUUAGAAACCGCUUUCAGAAUCCGAUAGAAAAUGGUCAACACACCAAUUCUACAGCUGAUGAUGUUAAAAUUAUGAAUCAGCGAUCUCAUAUUCUCUAUGAGCAAUUAAAAGGAUUUGUUCAAAGAAUGGACAUGAAUGUCGUAAAGAUGGAUUUGCCGCCAAAAACUGUGUUUGUGAUGUCUGUAAAGCUUUCUCCUCUACAGCGAAAAUUGUAUAAAAGAUUUCUAGAUGUUCAUGGCUUCACAAAAGACAAGGUCUCUGGUGAGAAGAUAAUGAAAAGAUCCUUUUUUGCCGGGUAUCAAGCCUUGGCUCAGAUAUGGAACCAUCCUGGGAUUUUGCAACUGAUGCGAGAAAACAGAGCCUGUAGUAAGCCUGAGGAUGCUGUUGAGAAUUUUCUUGCUGAUGAUUGCUCAAGUGAUGAGAACACAGAUUAUAAUACUGUUCCUGGAGAGAAGCUGAAUAGCAACAGUGAAGCUCUCAGGAAAAAUCAUAAUGGCUUCCUUCAUGGGGAUUGGUGGAGCGAUCUUCUAGAAAAUAAUUGCAAAGAAGUUGAUUAUAGCGGCAAAAUGGUUCUGCUACUCGACAUCCUGACAAUGAGCUCCAAUGUUGGUGACAAAGCACUUGUGUUUAGUCAGAGCUUGUUAACUUUGGAUCUCAUUGAACUAUAUCUUUCAAAACUAUCGCGCCCAGGGAAAAAGGGGAAGUACUGGAAGCGACGGAAAGACUGGUACAGGAUUGAUGGAAGAACAGAAUCAUCUGAAAGGCAGAGACUUGUUGAUAGUUUUAACGACCCAUUAAAUAGAAGGGUUAAAUGCGUUUUAAUAUCUACUAGAGCUGGAUCUCUGGGUAUCAACCUUUAUGCUGCUAACCGUGUAAUUAUAGUUGAUGGCUCUUGGAAUCCAACUCAUGAUCUUCAAGCUAUAUAUCGAGCUUGGAGGUAUGGUCAAACAAAACCUGUUUUUGCUUAUCGUUUACUGGCACAUGGAACGAUGGAGGAGAAGAUAUACAAGCGUCAGGUAACAAAGGAAGGUCUUGCAGCACGGGUGGUCGACAGACAACAAGUACAUAGAACUAUAUCCAAAGAGGAAAUGUUGCAUCUUUUUGAAUUCGGAGAUGAUGAAAGCUCUGAUAUACCUCUGGAGUUGAAGCAAGCAAGAGAACAUGCUGGUGAAGCAAACACAACUGUAGAUGUUGGAAGUGUUUCGAAACAAAAGUUAACCUUUCCAAAUGGAAGCUCUACUUCUGACAAGCUAAUGCAAAGUUUGAUUGACAGCCAUCAUCCACGUUGGAUUGCAAAUUAUCAUUUGCACGAGAGUCUCUUGCAAGAGAACGAGGACGAAAAGCUAUCAAAAGAAGAGCAGGAAAUGGCGUGGGAAGUGUACCGGAGAUCUAUUGAAUGGGAAGAGAGGCGAAUUUCUCCUGAUGAACCCGUAGCUGAGCGUCAGCAUGUCUCUACUUCUGAAUCAUUGCCAAAGCAAAAGCCAGUGGUUUCCACCGCCACCCUUUUGCCGCCAGAGGACAGUAAUCUUGUAUUUUCAAUGGGGAGUUCAAGAUGCCGUUUGGUACCAAGGAAGUGCACAAACUUGUCACAUUUGCUUACACUUAGAAGUCAAGGAACCAAAUGGGGUUGUAGCACUGUUUGUGGGGAAUGUGCUCAGGAGAUAAGUUGGGAGGGCCUUAACAACAGGGAUGGCAGAUCAGCAAAGUGAUGCUGUCUAUGUAUUUAUACUAAUUAUCUUCUUUUUGUUUCCAACUUUUGUUGCAAUUCAAUAUAAGUUUUAGGGGUGAAUAGCAUUCUGUUUCAUGUUUCAGCCAUAGUUGGAUAAACAAUACUCCUUUUUGGAUAGGGUAGUAGAAGAUUUGCCUUUUGUAAAGUUAAAAUGUUGUCAUCAAUUGUAUUUUGAUUACAGAGAGGAGAAAUGUCUCUUUUGUCCAAACUUGUUGUAGAGCUUCUUGUUUUGCAAAGAAGAAAAACCCUCUUUUUCUGCUAC